Messenger RNA from Metarhizium album ARSEF 1941, 1656 nucleotides. RefSeq lists its product as uncharacterized. Bases 1 to 1656 code for a protein of 551 amino acids. Gene Ontology annotation, molecular function: copper ion binding; oxidoreductase activity. The record is from RefSeq and is a predicted model, not a curated record. The transcript is spliced from 2 exons. NCBI's taxonomy places the organism in Eukaryota, Fungi, Ascomycota, Sordariomycetes, Hypocreales, Clavicipitaceae.
AUGCUAUCGGUCAAACGAACUAUUGGCACAUUGGCGUUGGCAGCAGUUCCAGUUUUGUCAUUGCAAUUGCAUCGUCAUGAUGUGUCAUUCACGCCUGAUAUUGUGCUGAGUCAUUGGCAUGGUCUCGCCCAGGCCGCAUACCCCUUUUCUGACGGUACACCACUUGCCAGUCAGUGGCCUAUCCCGCCCAAUCACUUCUUCGACUAUGAAUUAAGGGCAGAAAGUGGUAUGGCUGGGACUUAUUAUUAUCACUCUCACGUUGGAUUCCAAGCCGGUACUGCCACUGGUGCACUCAUCGUUGAGGACCCUGACGGAGCUCCUUACAAGACGGACGGGGAAAGGCUAGUGUUCUUGCAGGAAUACUGGAGUCUGUCGGACACAGAAGUCAUACAUGAUCUUGAAUCAAUACCGCUGAGAUGGCCCGGAGAACCAAAUGGCUGGCUAAUCAAUGGCAAGUCAAUAUCCGACCGCGAGGCUAGAGACCCCGCCACGAGAGCUUUGAGCGUAAUUGAGGUCAAGCCAGGCCAGAUAUACAGAUUCAGAUUCGUGGGAGCCACAGCCCUCAGUCUGGCACUGCUCGGAUUCGAGAAACACGGAAACUUUGAGAUAAUCGAGGCCGACGGCGAAUAUACCAAGCCGUACCCCGUCGACUUGUUGCAAAUCGGCUCCGGGCAGCGGUACAGCGCACUGUUCCGCGCCAAGUCGUGCCAGGACUUGCGAAAAGAUGAUCAGCUCGACUACUACAUCCAGCUGGAGUCGAGGGACAGAAACGACAUCGUGACGAAUUACGCCAUACUCAGAUACGAAAACACCUGCAACAUGACCCCAAACCGCGUCGCCACGCACAAAAACCCAAAAAGGCAGCCGCUGCACCUGCCGCCGACUAUCGACGGGUAUCUAGACUACGCCCUGCAGCCAUUGAAGCCCAAUAACUUCCCGACAGCAGCAGAAGUCACGCGACGCGUCAUGCUGAACAUCCAAGUCGUUGAGAAUGAGUACUUUAUCUGGACGAUCAACAACCAUACGUGGUCCGAAAAUGCCGGACCCCUUCCAGCAACCGUACCCCAAACCCCGUACCUAGUGAACCUGUACCGGAACCAGUCUGCCUAUCUACCCGAUUACGAGGCUGCCGUUGCCAACGGCGGCAUCGAUCCCAAUAUGGGGACAUACCCUGCCAAGAUUGGCGAAGUCCUGGAGAUUGUACUGCAGCAAUUCGGCGGCAAGUCGGAGGAAGCGCAGAACAGGGGCCUGCUGGAUACGCAUCCUUGGCACGGCCACGGCAUCCAUCACUACGAUGUCGGCGGCGGUAGAGGGGCCUGGGAUCCAGAUACCGUCGAGGAGAAUCUGAAGGGGACGCAGCCCGUGUUGAGAGACACGACAUUGCUGUACAGGUACAAGAAAGGCGUGGAGCCAGGCGAGAAGAUGGGCUGGCGGGUAUGGAGAAUCCGAGUCGAGCAGCCGGGCGUGUGGAUGGUGCAUUGCCAUACUCUGCAGCACAUGAUCCAGGGCAUGCAGACGGUUUGGGUGAAUGGCGAUGCCGAGGACAUUUUAAAGGUCGGCGAACCCGACGUAGCCGGCUAUUUGAGGUACGGCGGCAGCGUCUAUGGCAACGUGAGUCAUGCCCCUGAGGUGGUACAUUUCAACGAGUUGGAUUAA